Messenger RNA from Salarias fasciatus (jewelled blenny), 2450 nucleotides. RefSeq names its product solute carrier family 26 member 1 (gene slc26a1). Gene Ontology annotation, cellular component: membrane. The coding region runs from base 219 to 2363 and encodes 714 amino acids. The transcript is spliced from 8 exons. Gene Ontology annotation, biological process: sulfate transmembrane transport. NCBI's taxonomy places the organism in Eukaryota, Metazoa, Chordata, Actinopteri, Blenniiformes, Blenniidae. The record is from RefSeq and is a predicted model, not a curated record. Gene Ontology annotation, molecular function: secondary active sulfate transmembrane transporter activity.
GAAGAAACCAGUGGCAGAGCAGCAGUCUGGACGGUGGCGCAGAAAGGGGAGAAAAAACACACCGAUGGGGGAUGAAUGAGGAGGUUCCGGACGGGGGGGCAUGGCCGGGGCGGCCCCCCGCACGCCACCGAGCUGCUGCUGCUUCUCCCUGGGGGCACAGCUGACCACUUCCCCACCUCCUCUUCUCACAACACCGCCUCCUCAUCCCCUCACAGACCAUGGAUGAGACCAAGCUGACAGAGACCCCUCUCCUGGCUCCGUCGCCUCUCCUGGAACGGCGGGUUCGGCAGCGGCAGUCCACCUGUUCGGUCCUCAAGUCGAAGCUGAGGGACAGCGCCACCUGCUCGGUUUCCAGAGUCCGUUCCACCCUGACGGGAUUCUUCCCGGUGGUGCGCUGGCUGCCCAAGUACAGGCUCAGGGAGUACAUCUGGGGCGAUGUGAUGUCCGGCUUGAUUGUGGGCAUCAUCUUAGUGCCGCAGGCCAUCGCCUACUGUCUGCUGGCCGGAGUGGAGCCCAUCUACGGAUUGUACACCUCAUUUUAUGCCAACAUCAUCUACUUCCUCAUGGGAACGUCGAGGCAUGUGUCUGUGGGCAUCUUCAGCCUCAUGAGCCUCAUGGUCGGCCAGGUGGUGGACAGGGAGGUGUUCCUGGCAGGUUUUGACCCCAACGAGGACUCAACGUCUAGUCCCGACUUGUUUAAUAGCACAUUGGGCGCUAACUUCACAGACGGUAAAGUGUACAGUGUCGAGCUCAUGGGCAUGCAGUGCGGGAAGGAGUGUUACGCGAUCAGCAUCGCCGCUGCCGUCACGUUUCUGGCUGGCAUUUAUCAGGUCCUGAUGGCAGUGUUUCGUCUGGGAUUCGUCUCCGUCUACCUUUCGGCUCCAAUGCUUGAUGGGUUUGCCACAGGAGCUUCCUUCACAAUCCUGACUGUGCAAGCCAAGUACCUGCUGGGCGUUAAAUUUCCCCGUCACCAAGGCUACGGCACAGUGGUUGUUACGUGGAUUAACAUCUUCUCUAACAUCCACAUGACCAACCUGUGUGACCUCGUCACCAGCGCCAUCUGCAUUUCAAUAUUAGUGGCAGGGAAAGAGCUCCAGGACCGCUACAAGGACCGUCUGAAGGUCCCUCUGCCCACAGAGCUACUGGUGGUUGCAGGAGCCACACUGGCCAGCCAUUUUGGGGAGUUGAACAGCAAAUACGGCUCCAGCGUUUCUGGUCACAUCCCCACUGGGUUUAUUCCUCCACAAGUGCCCAGCUUCAGCCUGAUGCCACGCGUUGCACUCGAUGCCAUUCCUUUAGCGGUCAUCAGUUUUGCCUUCACGGUGUCGCUGUCCGAGAUGUUUGCAAAGAAAAAUGGCUACACCGUUCGUCCCAAUCAGGAGAUGCUGGCCAUUGGCCUCUGCAACAUCAUCCCUUCCUUCUUCCACUGUUUCACCACCAGCGCAGCGCUGGCAAAGACCAUGGUGAAGGACUCAACCGGCUGUCAGACUCAGGUGUCGAGCCUGAUCAGCGCUCUGGUCGUCCUUCUCGUCCUCCUCUUCUUCGCUCCGUUCUUUUACUCACUACAGAAAUGCGUCCUUGCUUGCAUCAUCAUCGUCAGCCUUCGCGGGGCGCUGAGGAAAUUCAGGGAUGUCCCGGCCAAGUGGCGAGCCAGCCGAAAUGACGCCAUCGUUUGGCUGGUUGCGAUGUCAGCCACGGCUCUGAUCAGUGUGGAGAUGGGCCUCCUGGUCGGAGUUGUCUUUUCCAUGAGCUGCAUUAUCUUUAAGACCCAGAACCCCAAGGUGUCUCUCCUGGGCCGGGCCAGUGACACAGAUCUUUACGAGGAUUUGGAGGAGUACAAGAACCUCACGCCGCCUUCCCGGGUCCAUGUCUUCCGCUUCCAGGCUCCUCUGUUCUACGCCAACAAAGACUCUUUCCUCAAGUCCCUCUACAGAUCUGUCGGAGUUGAACCCUUCUUAGAGCUCACCAAGAGGAGAAAGGCAGAGAAGAAGGCCAAAGAGAUGUCCGCCAAACAGGCGGCCGCUAACGGAGACAAAAGCAACGGCGAGGUCGUCGUAGGGUUCGCCCAAAGAGACCUGGAGUUCCACACGAUCGUCCUAGACUGCUCUGCCGUGCCUUUCAUUGACUCGACGGGCAUGGCCACUUUUAAAGGACUGCUCAAGGAAUAUAAAGAGGUCGGCGUGGACGUGCUCCUGGCCGGCUGCAACACCUCCGUCAUCGACACCCUGCGGAAAGGCCAGUUCUUUGGGAAGAACGACUCGGACAUGAGCAGCCUUCUGUUUCACACAGUUCAUGCUGCAGUUCUUCAUGCAAACAGUGGACAGUCAGCAGUGGAGAGUGGGACACACGACUCUGUGGUGUAGGUCUGACAAACGUUGAAAAAAGAAAAAAAAAAUGAUAGUGUUCUCAACUUCUUACCAGUUUGUGCCUAAAAGUGAUUUUAGACAGUA